Antrostomus carolinensis (chuck-will's-widow) is the source of this 681-nucleotide messenger RNA. It is a transcript of the gene SH3BGRL3, whose product is annotated as SH3 domain binding glutamate rich protein like 3. NCBI's taxonomy places the organism in Eukaryota, Metazoa, Chordata, Aves, Caprimulgiformes, Caprimulgidae. The annotation marks the transcript as partial. The transcript is spliced from 2 exons. The record is from RefSeq and is a predicted model, not a curated record. Gene Ontology annotation, cellular component: cytoplasm.
CCAACCGGAUUCCAGAUCAAAUCCCAACAGAGCGAAGUAACCAGAAUCCUCGAUGGGAAAAACAUCAAGUACGAGCUGGUGGAUAUCUCCCAGGACAAUGCUCUCCGGGAGGAGAUGAGGGCGAAGGCAGGCAACCCCAAAGCCAUCCCACCCCAGAUCGUCAACGGAGACCACUACUGCGGGGAUUACGAGCUCUUUGUGGAAGCUGUGGAGCAAAACACCCUGCAAGAGUUCCUGAAGCUGGCCUGAGCCCCAGGCUCCCCUCCUGUCCUGGACUCUACCUGCAUUCCUGAGCAUCCUCAUCUCUGACCACCUUCACUUCCAGGUUGUCAGCACUAUCCUGGCACCACGACCUGUAUCCCAGCGUAGGGAAACCCACGACCAAACCUACUCAUUGCUGCUGCCUACGAUCCCCUCCUGCCUGACCCCGAUAUCAUCUCAGAGGGAUCCAAAGAAAGUCUGACGCUCGCUGCGCAUGGCCUUUGAACAAAGCUGGGCCUGGCUCACACCGCAGCUUCCAGUGCCUCUGUAAACAGCAAAGCCUCUGGGGCUGUGUGAAGUGCAGCCGCCCGUCAGCCCUCUCUCCUGCUUCAGGAGGGAAGGGCUUAGGGUUGCAUGUUACUUCCCACUUCUCCCAGUUGCUGUUAAAAUUGUAAAUCCUGCUGCCUCACUUCCUUUAUU